Chaetomium globosum CBS 148.51 is the source of this 14799-nucleotide messenger RNA. RefSeq lists its product as uncharacterized. The record is from RefSeq and is a predicted model, not a curated record. Gene Ontology annotation, biological process: secondary metabolite biosynthetic process; amino acid activation for nonribosomal peptide biosynthetic process. Gene Ontology annotation, cellular component: cytoplasm. Gene Ontology annotation, molecular function: phosphopantetheine binding; catalytic activity. Lineage: Eukaryota; Fungi; Ascomycota; Sordariomycetes; Sordariales; Chaetomiaceae. Bases 1 to 14799 code for a protein of 4932 amino acids. The transcript has 2 exons.
AUGAACAACACACUACCGAAGCUACGGCCACCAAUCACGCAGCUCCGGCCACUGCAUUCCCUCCAACAGCCUUCGAAUCGGGAGUUCGAACUACCAAGAUUGAGAGAAGAAGCCCAUCUUGAAAACAGCAUUCACCUGGUGCACUGGUCCAGCCCCCUUGAACCCAAGCCUGAUAAGGAGACAGCCAUCAAAGCAUUCGUGAGACUCGUGGCUCGGAUAGCGGUUAUCGAAGUUGGAGAUAAAUACUGUAUCGAGGAUGCCGAACGCGGCGGCUUCAUAUUGGCUCAUUCCGCCGGCCAAGUUCAUGAGGAAGGGGACUCUGGCUUCGUUGACUGCCUGGAUGGCCAGGUCAUCCCAACUGACUUUUCCAUUGGCGAGGGCAAGGCAUUACAGCUUCAUAUUGAUGCGGCAACCAGACAGGUGCGGCUGGCCGCGCAGGCCAAUGUUGUGCCCGUGGUUGCUCUCGGGGCUUUGGGUCGGAUGCUAGACGACCUUAUUGUUGGUCUACAGCAAGGUCAAAAUGCAUCUGUUGAAUGGACAAAGCCUUCUGUGCUCAACUUUCCUCCCAAACCAAGGCCCCUCGAUUUGUUUUCCGAAGAGCCGGCCUCCUCGGUGAACCAGAAGCUUGAGGAUCCUAAGAUUGAGGAGAACGGGCAGGCGCUGCUCCACAGGUGGUUUGAGCAACGCGCGGCAGAAACUCCGGAAAGAAUAGCCGUGGAUUUCCUCGUCGACUUGGAGAGCGGCAAGCGGGUUCAGUAUACCUACCAGAACAUCGAAAAUGCCGCCAACGCACUGGCAGCCGCUCUGUUUCUUACCAAUGCGAAGUCGCAAUCUGGGACACAAUCGUCCGUCAGAAUUGUUGCUGCGUUGAUGGGACCUUGCCCUGAGCUUUAUACCAGCUACCUAGCCGCUUUGAAGGCGGGAAUGGCGUUUUGUCCCAUUCCUGUGGACGCCCCAAGGGACAGACAGGACGCGUUGAUAGCAGAUUUAAAACCAACUGCUCUUCUUGUGGUUGCAUCACAGCAAGGACACUUGCCACAGUCGUCUCCCUCCUUUACCCCUAUCCCCGAGAUCGACGUGGCUCCCUAUCUCGCAUCAUGCGACUCAAAAUCGGAAACACCACCGCUUUCAACACCACAAGCAAUCGCCGAGACAGAUGUGGCCUACAUUCUCUACACGUCAGGAACUACUGGCAUGCCGAAAGGUGUAGCUGUUAGUCACAUUUCCGCAUCGUGCACAAUCUCCGCCUUGAGUAAUCACUUCCGGCUUGUCCCACCGUCACGACCCAGCAAGCCCAUCAGAUGGUACCAGGGCGCGGCACCAACCUUCGACAUCUCACUCUUCGAAAUUUUCUGGACGCUCAGCACCGGCUCCACGCUCUGCUGCGCCCCGCGCGAGUGCACUUUACAAGACAUCGACAGAGUCUUGAGGAUCAUGGAAGCUGACAUGACCAAUAUCACGCCCAGCUUUGCCAGCCUCCUCGACCCGUCCUCGAUCCGCGGCCUGAUGGUCGGUGGCGAGACGCUGAAUACCCGUCUGCUACAAGUCUUUGCUCAUCACAACCCCCCUGUGGGGACCAUGAACGGCGACCACGCGCAAAACAAACCACGCGGUAUCUACAACGGAUACGGGCCCACGGAGACGGCCAUCUACUGCAUCGCCCAGGCCCACGUCCCUGCCACCCAACGAGGUUCCGUGAUAGGGACGCCUCUCGCCACGUGCGGCUGCCUCAUCGUUGACGCUCAGACAACAAACACCCUAGAGCCCGUGCCCAUGGGCGCGGUGGGAGAACUGGUCAUCACCGGCCCACAGGUGAGCAACGUGGGCUACCUCAACCGGCCUGAGGAGACAGCGGCCGCCUUUUCCGACGAUGCACGAUGGGGGAGGGCGUACAGAACCGGUGAUCGAGCCAGGAUUGUAUGGGGCCCGGAUGGCGAACCCGUGGUUGAGUUCCUGGGCCGAAUGUCGGAUGAUCAGGUCAAGCUGAGCGGGAGACGCGUUGAGCUCGGCGAGAUCGAGAGUGUGUUGGCGAGCCGCGUGGACGGCAUACGCGAGACGAUGGCUUGUGUCUGGAAAGGGCAGUCGUCGGAGGCCGGCUCGGAGAGGGUUGUGAGUCUGGUCGUCCUGGAGCCCCGGGCGGGUUUGGACUUUGAGCUUGUCCGCCAGAGGUGUCUCGAGGUGGCGCAACGGCACUUGCCGGACUACAUGAGGCCCUUUAAAAUUCUCCUGGUUGAUGCCCUGCCAAGAUCUGCCUCGGGCAAGCUCGAUCGCAAACGAGCUUCUUUGUACGUGCGGGAGGUACUGGAAGACAGCAGCGGCCCGGGGGGUAUGAAGCUUGUGGAGGACGACAUCCAGGACUGUGUCGGACGCCUGGAUGAUCCCAAAAAUGCCAGGCUAGAGAAAGAACUCAUCGAUAUGGUAUUCGAAAUCCUCACCGAUGGUAACUCCUCUGGUACCACGGUGACGAUCACGGCCACGACGCCACUUGGCCAGGCUGGCAUCGACAGCCUCCGCGCAAUGACGCUUUUGCGCGACAUACGAAAGCGCUGGCCUAGCUCCGGAUCAACGCAUGAUAAGCAUGCGCGUCUACAGCCGUCAUUGGCUUCUUUGCUUGACUCAGGAGCUAGCAUCCGAUCUGUUUUCUUUCCCCCGCCGGUGGAAGUUGACACCCGGACUAAACUGGACAACGACAUACAACGCCAACUGGCCAACUUCUCUUCCAAAUACGUUCCAGAGGCACUCGACAAGCUCAACCUGGCCCACGCGGCCGAUAUCGAGAUGGUUCUGCCCACAACAUGCACACAGAGCCAGCUGGCCGUGAGCUUUGCGAUGGAUAGCAGCAACUACAUUAGCCAUUCUGUAUUGAAAUUGCGAUCGGAUAUCUCUAUCGAGAGGCUAAAAGAAGCCGUCAAGGGGGUCAUCUCCGAACAGGCCAUCUAUCGCUGCGCGAUCCUCCCGUGUGACGAUCCUUUGUCACCUUUCUCUCAGGCUAUUUUGACGCCCGAAGCAUGGCGUCGAUUCGUCAACGACGAGAACCGAGUAGUGCACACCAGAGCAUCAACAAGUCAACUCGCAGAAGAUGUAAAGCCAUGGCUUGACUUGGCCGAGGCGAACAUUUCUCUCGACUCGCAGAGGUUGUACCAUAUCCAGAUUAUUGAGCCAGACAGCAAUUCCGAUCCUGAUUUGGCGAGCGCUGGGCUCCUCGUCGUCAGCAUGGCUCACUGCAUUUGCGAUGGGGCGUCGCUUGAGGUGCUUAUGAGCGAUAUAUCAAGGCGGUAUCGUGGCCUGGAACCUCUUCAACGGCAUGGCAUCUCCGACGCUGUGUUCGAGUGGGCCUCAAACAAGAACACUGACACUGAUGAGCUCUGGCAACAAUACCUCAAAGGCUGGGAAUCUGAGGCUUUUGGUUCCUUGAGCGGGGAUAAUGUCAACCCAUCUAUCGCGGACGAGGAUCGCCGACAUGGGAUGGUCGAAUACGCGAGUGACCUACCAUGGCAGGUCCUAGAAUGCAAGAGUAGGACUUUAGGCACAUCCCCCUUGUCCAUCUUGCAAGCGUCUUGGGCUCUUCUCCUCAACUUGUUCUCUGAAUCAGACACGGGAGAUGUCCUGUUCGGGAGCAUCAUCUCGGGCCAGGAUCUCCCAGCACAUGCACCCACUUUCUCCGUCGUGCCCUGCCGGGUGGCCCUACCCGAGGCCCAGACAAUCAGUGAGCUUGUGGAUAGUCUUGUGAGUCACUCGAGAUUUGCGCAGCGUUAUCGGCACACAUCCUUUGGCGUCUUCAAAACACGGCCAUACAACACGGCAUUGGCUUUGCAAGCCUACGCUCCAGAGGGCCCCAAUUCUCAAGAUGGCCUUGGGGAGACUCUCCCUGACCUCUGGACGGAGAUGCAGAACCCGGCCAUACGUUACGAUUUUCCUGUUUUCGUCGAGAUCUUUCCGACAAACCCCCACUCCCCAAGCCGUAACCGGCAGACCGACAAGAUGACGUUCAAGCUCACUUAUAGCGAAGACGCCCUCUCAGGAUUUGCAGCAACUUGCAUCGUAAAGCAAUUCGGAGCGCUGGUCGAAGUUAUGCUUGGUUCAUCUCCAGACGACCUAGUUCAGGGGCUACCAGCACGUCUGCCUAUGGACUUGCUCUCUGCAGAAGGGACUAUUCCGGUUCCAGCUGAAAACAAAGAAAACAAUGACCAACAGAGUCAUGUUCGAACUGAGCUCCUGCACUCCCAAUUCGAGGACCAGGCCACCUCAACCCCCGACCUUCUGGCCCUGAGCUUUUACACCUCGCUAGACUCACCUCCCAUUGAGUUGAGCUAUGCGGAGCUUGAUGCGAGGGCGAACGGCUUAGCAAACAUCCUACGCGAGGAGGAUGUCGACGUUAUCCCCAUUUGUUUGCAGCGGAGUGUCGAGCUCUAUGUUGCCAUCCUGGCUAUCUUGAAAGCUGGUUCGGCCUGGUGCCCCAUCGACGAGACAUCACCCGUGCAGAGGCGAACCUCACUGAUUGCCCGGACACAGAGCAAGUUGCUCCUAACUACCACGGAGUCGUUGCACCUGGUAGAGCCUUGCCUCUCACAUCAGAGUCUCGAAGGCGUUCGGGUCAUUCUUCUCGACAAGUACGCAGACCAGAAGUCACCCGUGAGAGCUUCUCCCCGCGACGGUAUCUUAUCUUCCAAGAAUCUCAGCGGGAAAGAUUUGGCAUAUCUGCUGUGGACCUCGGGCACCACGGGUGAGCCAAAGGGUGUCAUGAUCCAACACAGCGCCGCGGCACAGGCCAUGCGCGACUUACAGAUCCGAGUCGAACACGAUGAGAAGGGUGGACAGGUGCGGACUUUGCAGCUGUCAGCAUACAGUUUUGACGUCUUCGUUCAAGAUCUUUUCUACACUUGGGGAAUUGCCGGCAGUGUCAUCAGCGGCAUAAGAGAACUGGUGUUGGGUACCUUUGUCGAGUUCAUCUGGAAGUCCUGCCCCACGCACGCCCACCUCACACCAUCCUUUGGCGCGAGCAUUCAUGUCGACGAGCUCAGGGGGUCGACUCUGCAAUACGUGACCUUCAUCGGCGAGAAGCUGACGGAAAGUGUCGCCGAAGCCUGGGCGGCCCCGGAGAUCACCACCCGCGCGUAUAACACCUACGGGCCGGCCGAGAACGCUGUCGUAUCCACGAUGCGGCGGUUCUACGGCAAGAGCAGAGACCGGGCCAAGGCUGCCAAUGUGGGCUUCCCCCUGAGCCCCUGCACAGCUUACGUCGUCCGCGAGGUUGAGGUAGCGCAGACCAAGCAGAAGCGGUGGGAGCUUGUUCCGCGGUACGGUAUCGGCGAGUUGGCUCUGGGGGGCGCGCAGGUGGCCAAGGGCUACCUCAGCAACGAGGUCAAGACGGCCAAAUCUUUUAUUCAGGGCGUCCCCGGCAUCGAUGAGCGCAUCUACCUGACAGGGGAUGUGGCCCGUCUCAACGACCACGGCUUCGAGUUUCUCGGCCGAAACGACGACUUGGUCAAGAUCACCGGCAUUCGCAUUGAGCUCAGUGAGAUCAGUGCCGCGUGUGCUAGUGUUAAGGAUGAACACGCGGCCGUCGAGCAUGUCGAGACACUGCACCUCCCUCGCCCAGGGGCUGGGGACGGCAACAAUAAAGUCAUCGUCACCUUCGUCUCCGUCAAGAAAGACAUUGUCGAUGGAGGGCAGAUAAGGACGGAGGUAUUCCAGAGGGCUAGGGACCUACUGCCUGCAUACAUGGUUCCCGGCCACGUGGUUGUUUUGAACACCACGAUGCCGAGGACCGCUUCAAACAAGGUCGACCGCAAAGCCCUGCAGGAAAUCUACGAUAAGUCGGAUCUCAACGUCCUGGCUGGAAGAGAGGGCAACAACUCCGGACGGUCCCCAAGUGAUGGCGGCGAAACGAAACCACAGUGGACUAAGGACCAACUUCCCAUCCUUCGGAUUAUCGCCGAGGAGUUCAAGGUGGCAAUCGAGCCCCUGUCUCCCGGGGAUAGCUUGGCCGGCCUUGGGUUCAGCUCUCUGCAAGUCACUAAGCUGGCAUGGUCGUUAAAACGGCGGCUUGGGUGCGCGGUUGGGGUCCUCGUCCUCAUGCGGUGUCAGUCUCUCGGCGAACUAGUCGAGGUCGUUCUCAGCAAGCUGCCGGAUCAAAGGGCCAUAUCACAAACUCCCAACGGCACAGUACCACCAAGACCGGCUCCAGAAACAUCAUGGAUAGCUUCCAUCAAAGAUGCCCUGACCAACAAGCUCCGUGGCGACAUGAGGCCACAUGAUACGUUGUACGUGGUGCCUGCGACCCCAAUCCAGGAGUCACUUAUCGCGGAGACAAUGUUCGAGCCCCGGGCGUACUGGGCGCACCGUGUGUUUGACUUGGGCCACCAGGGAAAGGUUGAUGGUCUCCGUUUAAAGGAAGCCUGGACCGAGGCUACCAGGAAAUUCGACAUACUUCGAACCAUCUUCGUUCCCCUGACACAGCUCGAGGUGGAACACACAGCAGAGAAUACACGCAAUGUUGUGACAUGGGCUCGACACCAAGGGAUCCGGUCCACCAUUCUUCAGCUGGUCCGCCGUGAGCCAACCGUCUGUUGGACUUGGCUAUCCGGUGACGAAGAUCGGGAUCUGGCCAGGUGGGCCGAGAAGCUGCAGAUGGAACUGGCACCGACGACGACAAUCCGGCCCCCAUGGUCCGUGACAUUUGACGACAGAGGAAACAAGUUGAUGUUGAGCAUGCAUCACGCCCUCUACGACAAUGUGUCGUCAGAAAUCCUCCUCGACACCGUUGCCAAGUCCUACCAGGGGCAAGGAGGGGAUACCCAUGCCGGUGAUAUGCCGGUGCCGCUGGCCAGGGGCAUGGAGCUGGGUUUGUUGCCCACCCCCCACCAAAGAGACGAGGCCGCCUCCGUGUGGGACAGUCAUCUAGCCGGUACUAGGGAGGCGGUGGGCGCCCUGAACGCUCCAUUCCCCGACCUGACACAGUCCCGGCAGAAACAACCACGGCGAAUUCUCCUUUCGAAAAAGUCCAUUCCUUCUUUCCUCCUCCCAUCCAGGUCAGCAGCUGCGCCGAGGUUCCCCGAUUUCCCAACAUUAUUUAAGUCCGCGUUCGGGUGCGUUCUAGCGUCAUACCUGGAACUCAAGGCUGUUGUGCUGGGCCAGACAACCUCACAAAGGAUUCUACACCCGGACCUCGCUCGGGUCAUGGGCCCGGCGAUGGCUACUCUUCCUGUGCUUGUUCGCGCCGAUGCCCAUUCGGCCCAGGAGCUCUGGAGUAACAUGGCGCGUGACUCCUCCAGCCUUUCCCGGACCAUGCAUAACCUGCAUCCUGUGGAUAUCAAAAGAAUCCUCAACAGGGGCAGCGAAAACAGCAACGCCCCCUUUCCGGGUUUCUUUGUCUACCACCCCGCCCCGGGAAGUGAUGGCGAUCCCGAAGACAACAGUACCCCGCAAAUGUUCCGAGGAGAAGAGCAGGCAUUGUCGCUCAACGUGGAGCAUCCACUCGCCUUGAAUGUCUUUGAGCACGACGGUAUUAUGGAACUCACAGGCGACGGGAGCCGCAUCUCUCAGGCCCAGCUGGACUUGAUGCUGAGGCAAAUCAUCGACCAGGCUAAGGCCAUGUUAGAGUCACCUCAGUUGCUUCUCCAUCUGCUGCCGAACAGAAUGGACCGGGCCCUCGUGUCAAUCAGUGGCAAAGCCAAUACCGGUGAAGAUAUUGGUGCAGUCGACCCAACGGAUAAGGUCUCUCAACAUGCGUUGGACCACCCCGAAUGGGUCGCGGUCGAGGAACUCACUCUUUCGCCACCAGACGAAGGUGAUUGCAACGAAAUAACCACCAAGACAAUCACAUACGCCCAGUUAGACAGGCUCGCCAACGCCAUCGCCUCGAGCCUAGCAUCACACAAAGCCCAUCUCCAAGCAGAUGAUGUUGUUGGUCUGUAUUUGAGCAGGGAUAUCAAGUCCCUCGCGGCGACCUUAGCCAUCUUUCGGGCUGGCUAUGUGUACCUCCCUGUGGACGAAGACCUACCCUCAGCUCGGAAACAACUGUUGAUCCGGGACGCUGGGGCAAAGCUCAUCAUCACCACCGAGGAGCUAGCGGGAGACCUAGAACUGAACCUGGACAAUGAUCCACCGGCCUUGUUGCUCCCAGAUGGAGACAAGGCCGUCAAUACGAUGCUGUCUUGGCCAGUGUCUCAUCAAAGACACCCCAAACCCGGGCACGGCGGCUAUCUCCUCUACACCUCCGGCUCGACCGGCCAUCCCAAGGGCGUCCGCGUAUCCAACAGCAACCUCUGCCACUUCAUCGCCGCCUUCAGCGCGCGCCUGAUCGAGUCCUCGCCCGCAACAGCCUCCCUCGGCGGCGCCGGAAAAUAUCUCAACCUUACGUCCCGCGCCUUCGAUCCCCACCUCACGCAGCUCUUUGUGCCCUGGCACCUGGGUUACAGUGUUGUCAUUGGCAGGGACCGCACGGCCAUUCUCGGAAGCUUGCAGCGGGUCAUCAACGAGCGGAGCGUCACGCAUUUUGGUUCCGUGCCUUCGGUGCUGACGCAGCUGGGCCUGCGGCCGGAGGAUAUGCCCUCGGUUCGGGCGGUGACAACUGGCGGGGAGAAGGCGUCGAGCGAGUUGCUGGAUAUGUGGACGAAGGGGGGGCCAGAGAAACAAGAAGGAGAACAUUCAGGGGCUGUUCUCUUCAACUUCUACGGGCCGACCGAGGUGACCAUUGGCUGUCUGGGGCAUGCGGUGAACGCCCACUCCAACGCUCGCAAUCUUGGUUUGCCGUUGCAGGGUCUUGAGGCAUUGCUGCUGUGCCCCGGCACUGGCGAGGAACAGGUUAUUGCCCGAAGGGGACAGCCGGGCGAGCUGUGCAUCGCGGGGCCGCAGGUAUCCAUGGGCUAUCUCGACAGGCCGGACGAGAACGCCAAGAGCUUUCAGACGACCUUGUUGCUGGGAGGCGGACCCAGAAGAAUGUACAGAACGGGCGACGUGAUGAGGAUGAUGCACGACGGCACGCUGGAAUUCCUGGGCAGGGCGGACCAGCAGGCCAAGAUCCGGGGGCAGAGGCUCGAGCUCGAUGAGGUUGUGCAUUUCCUGAAACAAGCAGCGGUUGGCGAGGGUGACUUGGACUUUGCCGCCGCCGUCGUCGCCAGUGGGGAUGGCGAGUCGAGUCAGAAGCAGCAGCAGCUCUUCGGAUUUAUGGCCCGGAGAGCAAGGAAUCCUCCCAGAGUGGGUACCAACGCUGAGGUUGAGCUUCUCAAGGAUCAGGGGGAGGAGUGGACGGCUUUGCUGGAGAGGAUUGAACAGACAUGCGAGGCUGGACUCCCGGCCUUCAUGGUACCCACGAUGCUUUCGGUUUCGAAGAUCCCCUACCUGGCCGCGUCGGGGAAGGUCGAUACUAAGCUCCUGGCUAAGCUCGCAAACGACUUCUUCGCUUUCCAACAAGACCAGCAAGGCCCUGCUGGUUCUGCGACUGCCACUAGUCCGGGAUCCGCCUUGAAUGACGGAGAAUUGGCGGUCAUAUCGGCUGUGGAAGAGGCCGUGGGGAACAAACUACACUCCGCCACCGCAACAAGCAGUAUCCACCGCCUUGGUAUCGACAGUCUCUCGGCUGUUCAUCUGGUGUCGCUCUUGCGAAGACGAGGCUUCUCCAAGCUCAAGAUGGUCGACAUCCUAUCCCCCUCGUGUACAGUGCGAUCCAUAGCUCGGUUGGCUGACCGGCGCCUAAACGGCAGCGCGCCAGCACAUGGCAUGUCUUCAUCUUCCUCGGCGGAUCAACAGGCGUCAGACAUGGCACAACAGGGCGUUGAGCCGUUCAAUGUCGCAGAUCUCGGCCCACUUCCCACGCAACUCAGCGAGUCCCAAAUCGAAGCCGUCCUACCAUGCCUGCCUCUACAAUCGGCCCUCGUCGCGCGAUCUUUGUCGUGGUGGCUCAGAGUUAAGAGUGCUGGGGACGGUGACGGGGAUGAAGACAAAGCACCUGUCGAAGUUCCGUAUGUGGCACAGUUCCACUACCGUCUCUCUCGCGGCACGGACGCUGGCAGAUGGAAGAAGGUAGCCGAGGAAGUCAUCGCAUCCGAAGCCAUGCUGAGGACAUGCUUCGUUCAGCGGGAGCAUGACGGUAAAAUCUUCCAGGUCGUCCUCCGGUCCCCUCCUGUCUCGCCAUUCGACUGUGGGGAGAAUGCGGCUGGAAUCGUGGCGGAGAUGAGCAUACGGCCUCCCAUUCGCUUACGUAUGCAAGAGGGGGAGGGUUCUGGCGAGACUAUCGUUUCAUUGAAGAUACAUCAUGCGUUGUUUGAUGGUGUGGCUAUCGACCUGCUCAGAAAGAAGUUGGAGCAGGCCUAUCACAAGCAACAUCCCACCGAGCCCCUUUGCAGAAACAUGAGUCUCGAUGUGUUGCGAGGCAUUUCUAGUUCCUGUUACCUUUCGGGUGCGCAAUUGGAAUCCGCACGACGCUCGUGGCAAACGAAGUUUCACGGUGUGCGGCAAUGCCGUGUUGGGACGGACAACAACAACAACAACAACAACAAUGACUCCAUGGUUCGUUCGACUCGCUCUCUCGACUACACCAUUUCUGAGCUCAAAUCUAAGCUGCGGGCUCUGUCGCAACAAUCUGGCGCGUCAAUUUCAGUGUCUACUGCCUUCCAACUGGCUACGGCACUCUGUCUAGCGCAACUUACCCGACAAACAUCGGUCGUGUAUGGCUUCGUUAUGUCACUCCGGCCUCUCCUCGCCCACAUCAUCGACGGAACGGAAGAGUUCAUUGGGCCAUGCCUCAAUACGCUGGUCCAAACCCUCAGCUUCCAAGAGACGGACGAGCCCCUGCCGGAACUUGCUCAGCGAGUUCACGAAGCCCAUGCCGCUGCCUGCCAGGAAACGUUGCCAUUCGCCAACGUGGAGCAGGUACAACGCUGGACCGGAUCCGAAGAGAGGCUGUUUGACAGUCUGCUUAGCAUCAACCUUAUCCCCGCUGAUGAUACAACGGAGACUGGCGACACGCCGGAACCGGGGCCGGGCCGCAUGAGUGCUCUGGGGACCCAGAGCAAGAGUGACAUGGCCUUGGCCAUUGACGUCGACCUGCACCCGGAUGGCAAGAUUCUGUUGACGCUGUCUUCGGCUGGCGCUCUAAGCGAGACCCAGCUGGAUGAGGUCGGCCGGUUGUUUGCAGACGUUGUGUUUAGCGCUGCCGAUGAGAACGCACGAGUCGGACAGUUUCUGCCAGGGCAACAAUGGUGUGCAACAGAGGACGCUGUUGUUCCCAAUGGUCACCACGCCCCGAUUGACGCUGAGCCAGGAUCGGGUUUGGCGGAUGAGGGAUACCAACAGGCCCUGGCAUCCGUACGCACAGCCGCUUGUCGCCUUCUCCGACUCAAACCGUCUGAUAUACCAACCAGUGCAAAGCCAACUUCACUGUACCAGCUGGGUCUCGAUUCGAUCACUGUCAUUCCAUUCGUCAAGCUCAUCAACAAGUUGGAGAACAUCUGGCUCUCCCCUGACGCAGUCAUCAGAGCUCGAACAAUCCAAAACACCGCAAGACUGAUCCAGGAGAUGAAAACCAAGCGUAGCACCAAACCCAACGGCAACACAACCAAACAUUCCACCCACACCAGAAACGACAAACCCACCAAGGGCAUCAGCGACGACGACGCGUACGACGCAACCCUGCAGCGACUCGCCAAGGACCUCUUAUUCGCGGCAACCCCCCUUCAAGAAAGCAUGCUCAGCGCGUCGCUCGCCAUCGCCGACAAGGCCUACACCUACACACACACCAUCCAGCUCUCCGACAAGGCCCUCGCCGCAGACACCCCUACCCUCGACAGCUUCUUCGCUGCGGCCAGGGACACGGUGCAGGCGUGUGAGAUCCUUCGAACGCGAUUCAUCUUCACCCACGACGACGACGCCCCCUGGGUUGGUGUUGUCUCCCCCGUCGAACAGAGCGAUCUGGUCCACUGGGAGGUGGUGGAGGCGGGUCCUCCUGGGCGGGUGCAGCUGAGGAUCCACCAUGCGCUGUAUGACGCGGCCUCGAUUCGGGCGGUGUGGCGUAUCCUGGGAGAGAACUACGCCCGACGCCUUCAAGGCCGUGACGAGAUUGGUGGCCAGGCAGCUGUGCGGUCUCAUCUGUUCCGGCCCUUUGCGAGGACAGUCGCCCUGGCACAAAGGGCUUCGGUGGCGUUCUGGGGCAAGCUUGUCCAGGGGUAUAGCUACACGCCGCUGCAUUUCCCAGACGACUCUCUGCAGGCAUCGUCUGCCUUCCACUUUGCCCUGAGCGAGCAAGAGCUAUCGUUUCUGCAGGCACGAUGCAGGUCGUUGAGCGUGACGACCAAGGCGGCGCUUCAGCUGGCGUGGGUGAAGGUGCUGUGCGAGUCUCUGUACGGGCAGGCGGAUGUCGUCUAUGGCGAGGUCAUCUCGACGGAGGGCGGGUUUGACGGUGGCGCUAACGGUGGCGUUAACGGUGACGCUGUUGUCGUCGGUCCUACCAUCAACACGGUGCCGAUGCGGGUCAAGUUGGCGGGUGACCGAGGGACCCCCGUCAGAGUUGCAGAGGCGCUGGUCCGGGUACAGCAGCUGAGCGACGACGCGAGAGGGACGGUCGCAAUGGGGUCGCUGAGGAAGAUCCAAGCAUUGUGGAGAUCGUCAAGCCGAGACCGGGAACACCUCCCCGCGGCUCUUUUCCAGAGUUUGUUCGUCUUUGAUGGCAUUGUUGACGCCACAAGCGCCGACAGCGACGGUUUGUCAAAGCCGCUGUUCAAUAAUGGAGCCCAAACUCAGACCCAAAACGGAAAAGAAGAGUCUGACGAUGGGCCGGCGUAUGACGAUACCCCUGUGAUCGUUAGCUUCCAGGUCCAGAAUGGCACCCUUCGCGGCAAGCUGAGAGCCAAGAUGACUGGAGAGGACGUGGAAACACUUGGAAGUCGAUUGGAAGCGGCAUUGAGAUGGGUCCUCUCGUGCGAAGUGUCGGAUCCCGCACUUGAUAUUGGUCCUCUCGACAUCUUGAGGAAGAAAGGCUCGGCUUUGGAAAGUAGAGCCGCAGACAACAGAGGCAGUCCUUCUGAAAGAAACGGCUCAAAUUCAGCGAUGGCCGACACUAUUUUGGAACUGGUCAAGAAAGUGCUCGGUACAAGAUGCAGAGGCAAGGAUAUCGGCUACACCACGCGGCUGGUCAACAUGGGUCUCGACUCAAUCUUGGCCAUCCGCCUAUCGAUGCUCUUGAGGAAGCAAAUGGGCGUCACUGUGAGCGUCUUUGACAUCAGUAAAGGCGCCAGCAUUCAUGACAUAGUCGAGAAAGCCACCUUGGCACGGGAGGUCGUGGUACAAAAGCCGAGACAGCACCUACUGGCCCAGUGUGAAGAGCUGAAGGAUUUGGUGGCCAAUAAACUCGGGCUACCAAAGAACCAGAUCAGGUCUGUCCUGCCUGUGUUGCCAGGUCAGCGCGUCCAUUUGGAGCAGUGGUUGCAGAGCGGGAAGAGGUUCUUUGCACCCCCAUGGGUGUACCGUGUUGUUGGUGGUUCCCUCGAUGCGAAGAAUGUGGCAAGCUGCUGGGCUGAGCUCUGCCGCCUUCACGGGGCUCUCCGGACGACAUUCGUAUGGGGAGGCAAAACAAGAGGGCUGGUCCAAAUCACUUUGGGCGAGCAAUGGACUGGAGAAGAUCAGUUCUCAGUUCUCCAAGACCCUUCGAAACUCAUCCAAACCUUGAUCGACGAGCACGUGGAAAAAGAAAAUGGGAAGCCAUCGGACUUGAGGGUUCCCCCGGCUAGCCUUUCGUUUCUGGAAGCUUCAGACGGCCAGGCAGUCGUGCUCCGAGUUCAUCAUGCACUGUACGAUGCAUGGAGUAUCAAGAUGAUCGUGAAGGACCUCAACGAGCUCCUCUCCCUUGGCAAGGUCCUGGACACUCGUGCGCCCUUCGAAGAAGUGAUCCAGCAAAUCCAGGAUUUCAGAAAGCCCGAUGCCGAGGCCUUGUAUUGGAAACACCAUCUGUCACACGCCCAAGAUACAGUGCUACGUGGGAGAGCUGGGACCGAGAGUGACGAACCGGCAUCCACGCAUGACGAUUCUCCGCUCGGCUCGCACUUCAAAGCCAGCUAUCCUACCGUCGUCCCACAGAGCACUAUCAGCACAUUUUGGCAGACCGAAAACGGUGCACGCAUCUCGGCCGCCAUCGUGCUUGCCUAUGCCAAGACUUUGGGACACUUCACGCAACGUUCCCGGCCCACCUUCGGUCUGAACCAUGCUUCGCGGUCGCUUUCCUCGGUGAACGGGGCGCAGACCCUCGACUUGACCGCGGCAAGCGUUCCGACCCUGACCGUGACGCCGUUUUGCAUAGACCUGGGCAGCAGCAAUCAACGCUCCGGUGCUUCAUCUUCUUCCGUGGAGGGGCAGGAGCAGCUACUGGACUUUGUGCAAGACCAUCUGGCACAGCUCAGCAGAUUCGCGCAGUCAGACGGUUGGCAACGAUAUCGCCCAAGGUUCAAUGCUUAUCUCAACAUCGUCAGCGCCCAAGAACAAACGGCAGCGUUUGAGAACGAGGAUGACAAGAGCGCGGUGAAAGUAGUGCUCCGCAGGCAUCGGCUCGGCGAGCCCCUUGCUUCGGAUUACUUCACCGCCACGACGCCGUCAUCAUCCACGGUUUCUACUAUUGAAGGGCUCGAGACGGGUCACUUGUCCCCACAUCAACUGUUCUUCAAUGCCAUCGUCCGUCAAGGCCAGGAUGUUAGCGUGGCAGUCAGUGGCGAUGAAGGGUUGUGCGGCGGGGGGCUUGCGAUGGCCACAAAGCUGGUGUCGUUUUUUGCGUCUGAACUGAUCAAAAUAAUGGAAGGUGCAUGUACGAACUAG